UUGAUGUAUUCUUAGCAUAUGCCGGAUGCUGCUCGCAAUAAUCCAACCUAGUUUUUGUUAAAUUGCGGUUUUUGUUCACAUAUUCUAUACAUCGGAGUAUAUAAUAGAAUGCAAAUGCAAACGAUUCCGUCUCAACCUCACAAACACAUCUCCGAUGGAGAAUUCUCGGACUCAGCUCCUCCUCUUCGGCUUGUUGCUUUUGCUCUGCAACGGUGCCAAAGCAGAAUUUAGAGAUACUCCGACCUGGAAUCCAAAUCUGGCGCCGUUUGAGCAGUGGAGAAGUGCUUAUUUCUGCUUGCUUAAUUUUAAGGCGAAUACUACUUGCAUACCAAAGUAUGUGCUGAGCAUGAAGGGAUGGUUAAAUGUAACGAAGCAAGACGGACCGGGAUUCUGUUCCAGCAAAUGCGUUAACGAAACCAGAAACGUGCUACAUUGCAUUAGCCACACCAAACGCGACUUCUGGUUCGCCAACAAGGCCACUGUUAAGGAUAUCAAUCAAACCAUCAUCGACGGAUGUGGCCAGAAAGGUUUUACUGGAGUAAGUUACCACCCUGUAACCAAAAAACAUUAAAGCUAGCUAGCUCCUGGUGUGCCAUAUGAUGUUCUAUUUUGUGUUUACUUUUUAUUAGUAUCAUUUUCCCCCUUGUUGUUGAAUGGAAAAAGGAUGCUAUGUAAAAAUAAAGAAAGGAUGAAUGCUACUUUCUAUGUAA
Ipomoea triloba (trilobed morning glory) is the source of this 710-nucleotide messenger RNA. RefSeq lists its product as uncharacterized. Lineage: Eukaryota; Viridiplantae; Streptophyta; Magnoliopsida; Solanales; Convolvulaceae. The transcript has 4 exons. The record is from RefSeq and is a predicted model, not a curated record. Bases 155 to 571 code for a protein of 138 amino acids.